AUGGACCCGGCGUCGAUUAUCGGAAUCGUGGCCGCUGCAUGCCAGUUCGCUGAGCUGGCGGCAAAGGGCGCAAUCAAGGGCGCUGGGCUGUUGAAGAGCCUGAGAGACACGCCUGCCAAGCUCACGGAACUUCUGAGACUUGUUCAGAUAUCCAAACAGAAUAUGGUACAACUGCGAGAUCACCUAGCCCACCCAACUCUCCUGAGCCUUUUGCCCCAACUUCAACUACAAUCCUUUCGAGACGACAUCGAUCAAGCACACAAAAUAGCCGAAGAAUUGGAAGUGCAGAUCGAAUCCCUUGUUGGACCUACCACCCAGGAUUUGAGGGGGAUCAAAAAGCUCUGGCGAGACGUCAUCACAAUCAAGAAGGAAGGGGAGUUCAACGACAGAUUCGAAGCCAUCCAGCGGUACAAUGAGCAAAUCCACCGCGGACUCUCAGGUCUCCAGGUUGCUCUGUCCACCAAAAAUCUGGAGAGCAGUGUAGCCAUUGGAACGAGAGUCAAUCAGAACACUACCGUGCUGGCUGAGAUAAAAGACAAGGUCUACGAGCUGAACAGCAGGAAGACCGAUGUUGACAUCGAUGUGAACGUGCAUGGUUCUACGCUCAUCGCAGCUCAGCAAACUCGAGCCAGCCCAGCAACAACCCGGGUCGAAUUCGAGCUGCGACUUGAGCCGGUGUCGAUCAGAGACGAAAUUCGAAGCGAACUGAUGCUACUGAUGACUGGUCAAGGGCCGUACGCCAGUGCGUCCAAUGCGCUUCUUCCCAUCGUAUCACGCCUCUCCCACGAAGACAGAGCGCAAGUAACUAGCAUGCUUCUGAUGACUCAGGCUCAGCAUGCAAAUAACCCGAGAAGACACAGCAACUCUGCAGCAGUGAGACGCUCCUUUGAUUGGCACUCCGCCCCCUGGCCACCACUGUGUGAUUGCGAUAUCAAAACCUAUAACAUCGAAAAGACAUUCAAACGUGGUCCAUUCUCUUUUGGUUAUGGCUAUGAGAACCAGAAGCGACAUCACACCUCUUGCCCCUACAAUGGAGGAGAGGCAGUGAAACAAACCUGGAACUAUCGGCUAUGUAUGCAACUCCUCCCUCUGGUCAACAAAACGGUGCAGUUCGCUCUCUCUGCGACAAUCGGCGGUGACGGCCUUGAGCUCCAGUUCCCGCUCAAAGUGUUUCCUACCGUUCAAAGGGCCAAUUCAGCGAUAUUCAUGCUCUUUGAUAAUUUCGCCGAGCGAUGCGCAGAGCUCGGUUUCUUCAGGGGAUAUUACGUUAAUCAACGUUUGUAUCCUCAGUUCUUGGUCCACGGCGUUUAUCCCAUAGACAAUGAACACGACAGCAAUACCGCGGUUGCGUGGGACAUUGAUCGUGUUCGCCAAGAGCUCCGACACAUUCGUAGGGUGUUGUGUGAUGCUCAUGUACUGCGAAUCGGUUCAAUCAGAGACAGGGAUGAAUCAGGAUUCACUGUCCUUCAUGAGUUGAUGCUUUUGGUCCUACAGUUGAUACCGGUGUAUAGCCACGUCGUAGACGAAAUCACAGGCCUUCUGAAGCUCAUCUCAGUUAAUGACAUCGACGCACACUGUGUCACCGAAGGAGAAGAACAGAUACUCGAUUCACAAGAGCAGCCAUAUCUCCCACUUGAUUUUAUGCUCGGCAUUAUGUCGCUGGAUUCCAACGGUAGCACGCUACAACUACAUCACGAUGUGACAUACUACGACGUGGCCGAAGAUUUCGAAGUCUUUGAAUCUGAUGGAGAACAAGGCAAGGCAACCAUGUAUGCCUCCGUUUAUCGUGCGUUAUGGACAUUGCUAAGGAGGAAACCAGAUUUGUCUACAAUUAUUUUUAAUGGAGAACUCGCAAGGAUCGUUCUGGAUCGAGACCUCCUUAACCUGGAACAAUUCCUGACAUCAUCCACACUCAACUGGAGAGCACAAGCAUUUGGGUUAUACGGAAUAAGCAUUUUAGAUCUGGCUGUGGGUUGGAGGGAAGGACUCCAGGCUCUGUCUGCCGUCUGGACGUGGGAUGCGUCAUGCACCUUUUGGCUGGCGUUCAUGAUAUCUGACAAGGACUCUUGCCACCAAAUUCUCGACUCGUUCUUCUUGCCUAUGAACAGUUGUACUUUCAUAAGGCUUAUGAUGGACUUAAUCAAGGCUGAUGCAAUGGACUGGGCUCAAACCGUUGUCAAGUCGCAUGUUCGCAAACGCAGAGAUCUUGCCGCCCUUGGCCGUCAACACUUAUCGCCCACCGACCAAAAGAGAUUGGGACUUUCCACGGCCGAAGUCACACCAUUGAAUCUUCGAGCGCGGGAAGUAUACGACCUUUUGAGGAAGAAAGAGAUCCAAGUCCCUCUAGCCUUGCAUCCUGGAUAA
Neurospora tetrasperma FGSC 2508 is the source of this 2364-nucleotide messenger RNA. RefSeq lists its product as uncharacterized. The record is from RefSeq and is a predicted model, not a curated record. The transcript is spliced from 6 exons. Bases 1 to 2364 code for a protein of 787 amino acids. Lineage: Eukaryota; Fungi; Ascomycota; Sordariomycetes; Sordariales; Sordariaceae.